Messenger RNA from Syzygium oleosum, 1832 nucleotides. RefSeq lists its product as uncharacterized. NCBI's taxonomy places the organism in Eukaryota, Viridiplantae, Streptophyta, Magnoliopsida, Myrtales, Myrtaceae. The record is from RefSeq and is a predicted model, not a curated record. Bases 291 to 1643 code for a protein of 450 amino acids. The transcript has 10 exons.
ACGAGGUAACUCCGAUCACUACCCCUUCAACUCUCGCGUUUCUCACGUGGUAAAAAGAACUACGAGGAACCCGACAACAUUCUUAAGUGAAAAUUUGGUUCGUUUUGUCCGGGAGAGACCCUUUUUCCUUAAUCAGGAAGAACGACACCGAACUUUGCUUUGACUGCGGCUGCAUCGCCGUAACCACUCGCUCCCCACACCUUCCCCAUACGGCCGAAGAAGAUGAGAAAGGAAGGAUUUUGAGGCAAACCCAUGAAUGGUCCCCGCUCCCCUCUCCGACCCUGCCCCACAUGUUCGCGUCUAACCUCCCGGUCCGACCCUCGACCCCGCCGCGUUGUCUCGCUCAGCCGCCGCCGCCGCCGCAGCAGCAGCAGCGCCGCCUGAGCGAGCGUCCCCGCUUCGAUCGCGAUCGCGGGUCCAAGCUCGUCGGGAGGCUCCGCCUCGGGUGCAGGAGGCUCGCGGCCUCGGUGUAUUGGGGCAAGGUCGACCUGGUGGCGAGGAUGGGCGCCGGGUGCUUCAAGGUCGCGAGGGAGAGCGACAGGGGGGUGAGGGUGGAGUUCGACAGCGGCGGGCAGGACUUCUUCGACGCCGUCGCCGUGGAGGCCGGCGGCGGCGGCGGCGCCCCGGAGCAUCUUGUCAUCAUGGUUAACGGGAUGGUCGGAAGUGCUGAAGAUUGGAGGUUUGCUGCUGAGCAGUUCGUGAAGAAGCUUCCAGAUAAAGUGAUAGUCCAUCGUAGUGAAUGCAACUCGUCGAAGUUGACAUUUGAUGGUGUUGACAUGAUGGGUGAACGAUUGGCAGAAGAGGUAUUGGGUGUUAUCAGGCACAGACCUGGGGUUCGUAAGAUUUCCUUUAUUGCACACUCCUUGGGAGGCCUUGUUGCAAGGUAUGCUAUUGGGAGACUUUAUGAAGAACCUUCACAAUCAGAACUCUGUACUGCUAUUAGGGACCGCCCAAGUGAAGAGCAAUCAAAUCAUCAGAUGGAAGUUCUGGAGCCUCACGAAGCCAAAGUUGCAGGUUUGGAGCCAAUGAAUUUCAUAACAGUUGCUACACCACAUCUUGGGUCAAGAGGGCAUAAACAGCUGCCUUUCCUUUGCGGUCUUCCCUUUUUGGAGAGAAAAGCACCUCAAGCAGCGCAUUUGAUUGUUGGGAGGUCUGGAAAGCAUCUCUUUCUUACUGACGGUGAUGAUGGGAAACCUCCUCUUCUUCUCCAAAUGGUCAAUGAUUCUAAAGAUCUGAAAUUCUUGUCAGCUUUACGCGCUUUCAAACGGCGUGUAGCAUAUGCAAAUGUCAAUUAUGACCAAGUCGUUGGGUGGGGAACAUCAUCAAUCCGGCGUCAACAUGAACUUCCUAAGUCCAGUCUUCUGGUAAAAGAUGAGAGAUACCCUCACAUUGUUUACGUGGAGAAAGAAACUUCUGAGAUGUUUCAAAGGAGAGCGUCUUCUCUGGUGACUGACAAAAGGAUUGAUUUGGAAGAGGAGAUGAUCAGAGGCCUCACGCAGGUGCCUUGGGAGCGUGUAGAUGUCAGCUUUAGCAAAAGCAAACAGCGGUAUUCUGCACAUAAUACAAUCUUGGUGAGGAGUUACAGGCUAAAUUCUGAUGGUGCCGAUGUUGUAUUCCAUAUUAUUGACAACUUUCUUCUAUAGCUUUUAAUGGUCAAUCAUUUGUGCUUCUGGAAAGGGGUUAGGUUUAUCCUCGGGGACAAGAUGUUCAUUGCUAUUAUGAGCUACUCUUCACUUUGGCUUGCUUGCUUCUCUGUUUUUUGUGUAUAUGGUUAUGCCAUCUGUAAUUGUACUUUAAUUCAUUGUUAAUCUUUAGAAAAAUGUAUUCUUUUA